Messenger RNA from Pisolithus orientalis, 285 nucleotides. RefSeq lists its product as uncharacterized. The transcript has 2 exons. NCBI's taxonomy places the organism in Eukaryota, Fungi, Basidiomycota, Agaricomycetes, Boletales, Pisolithaceae. The record is from RefSeq and is a predicted model, not a curated record. Bases 1 to 285 code for a protein of 94 amino acids. Gene Ontology annotation, biological process: iron-sulfur cluster assembly. Gene Ontology annotation, cellular component: mitochondrion; L-cysteine desulfurase complex.
AUGAGCACCCAACCGACACGCAAUGCUCUCCUUGGCCUAUAUGGCGCGACACUACGCGCAGCCAGGUCAUUCAAAUCCUACAACUUUCGCAAUUACUUCCUGCAACGAACGAGAGACAACUUCCGCAGUUUACUGGCUGAGACUGACUCCGACAAGGUGUCCCGCGCAUACGAGCAGGCCGUCGGAGAGCUUGCAAUGCUAAAGCGGAGCGCAAUCGUCAACCAGCUCUACGCUGGUCCGCCUCUACCCGUAGAGGUACACGGCGCUGAGAAGGGCGGCGUUUGA